AGAAGUCAUCAUGUUAUGAGGAAAAAUAAUGUUAUUUUAGUAGCAUAGUCAGACCUGGGUUCGAGUCUCCGUUUGGGCAUCUCUGUGUGCAGUUUACGUGUUCUCCCUGUGCGUGGGUUAAUUGGCGAUGGUAUGAAUGUGAGUGAAUGAUCACUGACAGCCCAGUGUUGUUGCGCCACCGAGUGGGGAAGUUGGUGUAUUGCACAUACUCCACAUUGCGAUUCAAACCCAUCACAUCAGCUGAUGACCAAGUGAAGUUUGGAAUCGUAAAUCACUGAUAUCAACAUUCAAAUUUCCAUUUUUUACUCCGGCUUUAUUUUACAAAAACACUUUAGAAGGCUAGCUUGACAUCCGCAAAAACAAUUGACAAAAAAGACAAGACGUUUUUCCAGCGGGCAACAAAUAUGGUUGGCAGUUUUCCCUUUAUCAACACUUACAAAGCUGGAAAACUUUAUUUGAAUUGACAAUGUUGUUGUUAGUGAAUGAGCUAGCAAAGCGCAUGCUAUAGCUUGUUGCUGACGAGUUAGCAACAAUGCUACGAAGCAAAGAAUGUGUCUGACAUGAUGUGGCCAAGCCUCACCAAGACUCUACCUUCAGCGGCGCCCAGGUAAGUCGAGUUUGAGACCCCUAAUCUAAGUCAACCAGCUAGCCCACCGUGUUCUUUGUGUUACUAAAAAUGGAAUCCAUGUAAGAUUUAAGACUGAUUGAACCUUCCGGUCUCAAAUUUCUGCUGCUAAAAGUGGUCGACCUUGUGUGUUGACUUAAGUGGGUAAUGGUAAUGGUUUGAUUUCAUUUGAACAUGCAUCAGAUUACAAUUGAAUGCAUCCCAUAAUCAGUUCACAGUUCCACAUGUCCAAAAGGAGUAGGAAGAAGCAAAGCUUAUUAAAUCCUACCCCUCCAUCUGGUACUUUUACAAUCAGUAACUGUUACAUUUGUUCACCUCCUGCUUUCCAUAAUACAGUUUAAGGGUUUUUUUUGGUGUUUUUUUUUUUUUUUUUUUAAUAAUGUACCUCGUACUGAAGUAUGAGGUGAUAUUAUUAAUCCUAGUUACUUUUAGUAACAAGACGAGAUGAACACAGUGGACCAGGACUUGGUUGGACUGUAAUGUUUCUGUUUGCUUCACUGGGAUUCCUGCCUUCUGUCCGUGUUGUCUGACAAAUGUCUCACCCUGUACGAGGCAGCUGCCGGCCCGUCAGCUUGUUCCCGGUCGACCUUGGGAGCUGCGGACAAACACAUGGCGUCUUUGUGACUUUAUCACGAUGAAAGACACGUUAGCACGUGUCAGAAAGUGAAUGUGUGACUCACGCAACGGCUUGAUAAUGCUGUUGACGCCGUGAACGACGCCGUUGGUAGCCAUCAGGUCCGCGUGUGCCACCGCCACUCGAUUGACAUAGACGGUGUAGUUUUUCUGUGGGGGAGGGGACAUCAACACUCAGGUUAUCCGUGUCGAUCAACGAUUCCCAAACAGCUGACACGGUGUUAUCACUCACCACGCCCAGCUCCAACUUGUCACCCUGCAGAGGUUUGACCCUGGUGUGAGAGCUGACCCCCCCACUGACUAGCAUCCCCUCACCCAGAUGGUACCUGAGCAUGGAUGACAGCUGCUGGCGGUUUCCUGGGAGAGUCGGCAAUACACAUUUAUUUCACUUACACAGUUUAGACUUGAUUGUUAUCAUCAAAUAAAUAUUUCUCUUUUAGGAAGCAGCAGAGUGAAAGUGUUUGCGUUGGCUCUGUUAAAUCAGCGGGUGUUGUAAACACGUCAAUGCAGGGGAUGGCCAAAGAAGGAGACGAGUGAUGAGCUGCUCGCUUGAACAAAGGAAACUAAACAACGUUUGACUCUUUGUUGAGCAGAAGUGAAGAUGUCCCAUAGAACUUGUUCCGUCCUGCUCAUUCUUACGUAGGCUUUAUCAUGAGGUCCCAGGAACCGUGUUCAAACUCAAAUAUUUCUAUGAGUUUUGUCGCAUCACCAAAGUUUACAAACACAUCAGGACGGGUCAAUUAGAGUAUAAAUUUAGACAAAAUUAGCCCACAAAAUUUGGUGAAGGAGACGUCUGUCCUAAUGCCGGGCUCACACUAUAUCCAUUGUGGCUCCGGUUCUGAUCCGUCAGCUUGACCAGAGAGUGCUCCAAUGUCUGGAAAACAAAUACCCCUUAUGGAUUGUUUCCGUUGUGCCGUACAGCCGCUGGAGUUGGAGACGCACCACUUGGAGCUUGUGUGAACCUACAACAGGAAUUUCAAUCUUCUGGAAUGCUUCCAGUGGAUUCAAUGUGAACCCGGAAUAAAAGGAUGCAUGUAAAUAGUCUCAAUCGUCCCAUUUUGGUUUGGACCAACUACUUUGGAGCAAAAACUAGGAGCUGUACUUUGAUGAAGUCAUCCUGGGACUGGUGACCAGAUGGACCCAAAUUCAAAUCGGGCAUACAGUUGAUGAUAUACAGUAAACCUCGGAUAUAUCGGAAAUUGGGAGCCAGGCAACGACAUUUCGUUGGCAAUUUCACUACUGUGUUUUGUGCAAUGACAAUAAAGGGAGUCUAUCUAUCUAUCUAUCUAAAUUCGCUCACAACGGACAGAUAAAAAAGAACCAAUUUUUCUGUAAUGCAUUUCCAAUAAAAAUUCAUUGCAUAUAUCGGAUUUUUUAUAACGGAUUUCGCCUAUUUCGGACAAAAUCUCCAGUCCCGUUCCAAUGCAUUUCCAUUAAAUUUCCCUCGCAUAUAUCGGAUGGCCGCAUCGUGGCGCUCCGAUUCGCCGAAUCGUGACAGGCCGCUAUACGACGUCAUUUGCAGCGUUGCCUGCGCGUCCAGGUACAUUGGAAACAUAGUCAAGGAAGUGCCUUUUUAUAACGGAUAAAAUCCGAUUUACGCAUAUACCGGAUAUAAAUCCGAUAUAUGCGUAAAACGGACAUUUUCCGGUAUACGCAUAUAACGGAUUUCGCUUAUAUCGGACAAAACCAGUGGGAACAAUUGAAUCCGAUAUAUCCGAGGUUUACUGUAUUAAGAAUGGUUCUAGUUUACGCCAUAGGAAGAAACACUAAUAACUCAAUCGAUAUGAAUAGACGCUUUGGGUGCCCCCUAACGGGCAGAGUUUGUAACUACAUUCUAGGUGGUCUUCAUUUUGUAAUGGUUUUAUCAGCAUCCAGUCCAUGACCGGUGCAGCUGUACAAAAGUACGUUGGUAAAACUAACUCGCUGAGACCUUUAAGAGUCAUGCUGGACGUCGAGUUGACAGUCCGGCAUUUUGGCUUGAUGGCUAGAUCUCCCGGCUCUCAUUCUACAGACCCUGGUUCGAUCUCGGACUGGACCAUAUGCAUCGACUCCAAUGGCGCCCCAACUGGCUAAAUGGGAUUAAUGGGCAAAUUCUGAUCAAGAUUUCCUGGUCUUUUCUAUGAACCCUGAGUUGAACGGGGUUGUGAGGGCCCCUUCACUUUGUGGUUCCUAAAGGUUCAAGGUCGAGCCUAACCGCUGUCCACCAAUUUGAUGCUCACUCACGCAACAACCUGCUGGCUUCCGAUUGCGGCACAGCGUUAAAGGCAUCGUUGGUGGGAGCGAAGAAGGUCAACGCUCCGGGCUGGUUGAGCAGCUCCGUCAUUCCGGCUGUCUGGAUGGCACCGACCAGAAUGCUGAAACAAAGGAGUUUUUUUCUCAUCACUCGCUUGUCCAUCUUAAAAGAACCGAGUUAGGUGACAGAAAGCUGAAAAAGUCAUUCCAAAUCCCAGCUCACCUGAAGCGGUCGUCUGCCUUCAAGACAUCCAUGACCGUUCCCAUGGGUGGCGUGAUGACUUUGUCCACGGUGAACAUGGUACCAUAGCGUCCGGUCUUGUCGUGGGCCGCGAGGCAAGCGUUCUCAAUGCACAAGUUCUACAUGUACAACACAAAAGCGGAUCAGUUUUCAUCUUGAAAACAUCUCCCAGGAGAUUGAUCGGCAAUCGGAGACAGGAAGUCCACACGACAGGUAAGGUUUGAUUGAUGUUCUUACAUUUCUGUAGACAAACACUCGAAGUUUAAUGCCUCCCAGCGUCUCCAACUCCUGAUUAUGAUACAAGGACUUGGAUGACAGCUGCUCCUUAACGAUAUGAUUGUUCAUCACCUUCCUCUUGUCGGUCAUUGUGAUCAUACUUCCUGUCAAUCACACACACACACGCGUCAACUGUGCACUUGACAAUCAAUCGCAAAGACUGUGUUCUUCCAGAUGUUACCACUGAAGGCGUCGUCCAGGGGUGCCAGCACGGUCAAAGGUUCGGAGCCCUUCAGCUGGGGACCGAGACCGGCCUCAACAAACAUUCUGGUCGCCGUAGCAACAUUGGAGCUUUCAGUGAGCUCCAGCAGAGUUUUUGCUGCACGACAAACAGAGAUCUGACCAGAACUGGACUCACAAGACCAAGUGGGGGGACCGUGGGGAGCGCUGCCCAGGCCUCGUUGCUCGGAGCAAAGAAGGUGAAACUUCCGGGACCUUCGAUCUCCUCCUUCAGUUUGGCCCGCUCGGAGUACAUCUGAGUGGUGGUGGCCCCCACCGCCCCCAACGUGUUGUAGAUGUUUACCAGAGGCAGAGCUGCAACAGCGAGAGAAAGUUUGUGCUGAAGACCAUGUCAAAGGUGAUCACACUGCAGGAGACGAGACAAAGGCAUACGAGGACAUGAAUGAGGAGACACGAAGGGGUCGCACGAGGACACCGGGCGACACGAGAGCGUGCAGAGCCUUGACGAGCAACAGGAACCUGAACGCACAGUGGCAGCGAAAGGCCAGUAGCCUACCUGGUCUACGAAGACCAGAACUUAGGAGGCCCCGCCUCCAGCCGCCAACCAGCCUGGUGGAUUCAGAUGGUCUCGCCUUCCUCACCCUUCCUGGUUGUGUCACGUGUUCUCAUGUUUACCCUGACGUCCUGACAGAAUGACAUCUGCCUUCAGUCACAACAGUAAGGGUCACAAGUAGGCUGGAGUCUAUCCCAGAACAUGCUAACUCCGAAUGAAGAUUGAAAACCCUGUGUGGCUAGCCACUAGGACACCGUGCCACCCGGCAAAAUAAUCCUAUCAAAGUUCCUUCAUCCUGCCGAGGUUCAGGUGGAUCCAACCACAAACACCUUGGAUUUGUACACAUAACUAAAGUGUUUCGCUCUGUUUGCUUGUAAUGGGAUUUUUUUUUCCACAUGAGUGACAUCUGUGGUGUGUGAACUUCAGGCGGAGAGAAAGCUCUUCACUUCCUGAUCACGUAACAAAUGAUGUCAUGUCACCUGAAACGCACCUGAAAGCGACACCCGCUAGCCAGCACGGCCAACACUCGCGUGGAGAACCUUCCUCGCUUGGAUGUUUGGCUCAUUUUAUGCAAGAUGCCCGUUCAGAUCCCGGACGACUCGGACUUCUCGUCCUUCAAGGAUCAGUGCCUGAACGGAGACGGCUGGGCUAAGAGAUACCACAAGGGGGGGGUGACGGUGUGGUGCUGCCCAGAUGAGAGCAGGAGCGUACAGAAGAUCAAGAUGAAAAUUAUGUGCAAGGAUGUGAGUGCGGAGACGCUGUACGACGUCCUGCACGACACCAGCUACCGCCGAAAAUGGGACACCAACAUGAUCGACACCUAUGACAUCGGCAGGCUCACGGUCAACGCCGACGUUGGAUAUUAUUCCUGGAGGUGUCCCAGUCCACUGAAGAACCGCGACUUUGUGACCAUGAGAUCCUGGCUCCCGCUUGGCAGUGACUACCUCAUCAUCAACUACUCUGUCAAACACCCGCAACACCCUCCCAAGAAAGACUUUGUCCGAGCCGUGUCUCUGCUUACCGGGUAUUUAAUCCAGUCCAACGGCACCAGUAGCGCCACGCUGUACUACCUGACCCAGGUGGACCCUCGAGGUUCUUUACCAAAGUGGGUGGUGAACAGAGUCUCUCAGUUUGUGGCUCCCAAGGCAAUGAGGAAGAUCUACAAGGCCUCUCAAAAGUAUCCCGAGUGGAAGAGGAAGCACAAUCCCAACCUGAAGCCGUGGAUGUUUCCGGAGCAGAACACACUGCCAUGCAUCAGCUUGGCGGAUCUGACGGUGCAACGCGCCGACUCAUUAGAGAACAUUGACGAGAGCGGCCUGAGCGAGGAGAAGACCAACCACAGCGACGAUGACGAGACUUAAAGGUCCUCAGGUUUGACUGCCCUCUGUCAUAUUGGUGAUUGUCUUGGUUGUGGAAAUUAAAGUUAAUUAAGUUAAUCCCUCUUGCAAUGAUGUCAUUUUGUUCUGAUGAAAUAA
This is a messenger RNA of Doryrhamphus excisus (bluestripe pipefish), 6215 nucleotides long. The record is from RefSeq and is a predicted model, not a curated record. NCBI's taxonomy places the organism in Eukaryota, Metazoa, Chordata, Actinopteri, Syngnathiformes, Syngnathidae.